AUGUACGCGGUGAAGCGCGACGGAAGCGAAGAAACCGUUAGCUUUGAUCAGAUCAGUGCACGGCUCAAGAAGCUUAGCUAUGGGCUUAGCAGUGACCAUUGCGACAUCGCACUCGUUGCUCGGAAAGUCUGUGCCGGUGUCUAUGAUGGAGUCACCACGACUCAACUCGACGACUUGGCUGCUGACACUGCUGCUGCCAUGUCUUGCGACCAUCCUGAUUACGCCACCCUUGCUGCUAGGAUUGCUGUCUCGAAUCUUCACAAGAACACUAAGAAAUCAUUUUCUGAGACGGUUUAUGACAUGUCCAAGGCUUCACUAAUAGCUGAUGAUGUGACUUUCAUAGUUAGCAAGAACGCUAAUCGCCUGGACAGUGAAAUCAUCUAUGACCGGGAUUUUCAGUAUGAUUACUUUGGGUUUAAAACUCUUGAGAGAUUGUACCUCUUGAAAGUCCAAGGGAAAGUUGUUGAAAGGCCUCAACACAUGCUUAUGAGGGUUGCUGUUGGAAUCCACAAGGACGAUAUCGANUCUGCAAUCAAANCUUACCAUUNNAUGUCUCAGAGAUGGUUCACNCACGCAUCUCCUACUCUCUGUAACGCAGGAACUCCAAGGCCUCAAUUAAGCAGCUGCUGUCUUAUCUGCAUGAAAGAUGAUAACAUCGAGGGCUUAUACAAAACACUCAAAGAGUGUGCUGUUAUAAGCAACUCUGAUGAUAGUACUGGUGUCUCGGUUAAUAAUGCACGUGGAACUGGAAGCUACAUCAGUACUGUUGCAAUGAUGCGUGUAUUCAACGAUACCGCUCAUUAUGUUGAUGAAGGAGGAGGCAAGAGGAGUGGAGCCUUUGCUGUAUACUUGGAGCCAUGGCAUGCUGACAUCUUUGACUUUCUUAAGCUCCGGAGGAAGCACAAAAAGCAGGAGCACAGGACUAGAGACUUGAUUUAUGCUAUCUGGGUUCCAGAUCUUUUCAUGAAGAGACUCCGUAGAGAUGGGCACUGGUCACUGUUUUGUCCUGAUGAAGCUCCGGGGUUGGCAGAUUGUUGGGGGAAGGAAUUUGAGAAACUGUACACCAAGUAUGAAAGAGAGGGAAAGGCCAAGAAGGUUAUUGAGGCGGUAGACCUUUGGGUUGAAAUCUUGACAUCCCAGCUAGAAACACAAGGAAGACCAUGCAUGCUUUUCAAGGAUUCAUGCAACAGAAAAAGCAAUCAGCAAAAUAUGGGUACCAUAAAGUCCUCCAGUUUAUGCGGUGGAAUUAUUGAAUACACUAGUCCAACAGAAACUGCUAUGUGCAAUCAUGCAUCUAUUGCUUUGCCAAGAUUUGUAAGGGAGAAGUACGUCCCAUUGGAGUCUCAUCCAUCCAUGCUUGUUGGCAGUCUCGGCUCAAAGAAUCGUUACUUUGAUUUUGACAUGCUAGCCGAGGUAACUGCUGCUGUUACGAUUGAUUUAGAUAAGAUAAUUGAUGUUAAUCAAUAUCCUGUGGAGACUGCAAGAACUUCAAACAUGCGUCAUCGACCUAUUGGUAUUGGUGUACAAGGUCUUGCAGAUGCAUUUAUCCUCCUUGGAAUGCCAUUUGACUCUCCAGAGGCCGGACAACUGAAUAAGGAUAUAUUUGAAACUAUAUACUACCAUGCACUCAAAGCAUCUUCAGAGCUUGCUGCAAGAGAUGGUGCGUACGAGACAUACAAAGGAAGUCCCGUGAGCAAGGGGAUUCUUCAACCAGACAUGUGGAAUGUAACUCCAUCGACCCGCUGGGACUGGGAUUUGAUUAGGGACAUGUUAUCAAAGAAUGGAGUGAGGAACUCUCUUUUAGUAGCACUGAUGCCUACUGCCUCAACCAGUCAGAUUCUCGGGAACAACGAAUGUUGUGAGCCAUAUACAUCAAACCUUUACAGCCACAGAGACUUGAGUGGUGAAUCCAUCGUAAUGGUGAAUAAACAUCUUCUUCAUGACUUAAUUGAGAUGGGAAUUUGGACUCAAGCUCUGAAAAACAAAAUCAUUUAUAGGAAUGGAUUUGUGGCAAAUGUAUCAGAGAUACCUGAAGAUUUGAGACAAAUCUACAGAACUGUGUGGGAAUUGAGACUAUUAUACUUGCUCGACAUGGCUAUUGAUCGUGGAUGCUACAUAGAUCAAAGCCAAAGCUUAAACAUACAGGUGGAUGAAGCGGAUAUAAGAAAACUCCAUUGUUUGCAUUUAUACUCUUGGCUCAAAGGAUUGAAAACAGGUAUGUGCGACAUGCAGUUACGUGUUCGCGCUGAUGUAGUAGCCGAAGAAGAAAACCAAGGGAGGAAAAAGCUAUCGGCUUCUUCUUCCCACCAUUUCUCUGAAACCACCUCCUUUCUCCGGCAACGGCUUUCGCAUGCUGUUUCGUAG
Arabis nemorensis is the source of this 2364-nucleotide messenger RNA. The record is from the annotation of a GenBank genome assembly. Lineage: Eukaryota; Viridiplantae; Streptophyta; Magnoliopsida; Brassicales; Brassicaceae.